AAAGAAUAUCUAACUUUAGUGGAACAGUGCAUGAAUUUCGCCUGUGAAAUGAUGGAUUUGUGCAGAGGUACGCAAGAGGUUGAAGCCGUGAUUUCUGACUUCCUCGAGGAUGGGACAAAUAUUCGUGAUCCGCUGGGCCGAUUACGAUUAGCCAUUCAGUUUGAGGAGAAAAAGUUCGUAGCCCAUCCCAAUUGUCAACAGUAUCUAACCACAAUUUGGUAUGGAUCUGAAACUGCAUUCCUACAGUCCUGGUCGCUUAUUCGAAAAAUUGGUCUGUCAAUCGCUGCCACUCCUCUCCUUCCGUUGCUCUGUUUAAUCUACAUCAUGUUCCCUACAUCCAACUUGGCUCGAUCAAUGCGGUGUCCGGCGGCCAAGUUUGCCACUCACGUGGUUUCUCAUUUCUCUUUCCUCAUCCUUCUGGCGGCGGCCACAUUCCGGCUGGAAGAGAACUACGAUGAAAUGAUGGAUCAAGAAAUGGCGGGAAUAGGAGAUACGAAUUCCGUCCGCGAAUGGGUGGCCAAAAGUUUUCGACCUUCCAAAUCUAUUAUUACACACGUACAAAUUUACAUCGUGCUUUGGGUUGCUGGUCUGCUCUUGGCCGAUGUGAAGCACAUUUAUUUCGCCGGGUUCAGGUCCUACAUUGCCAAUUCAUACAAUAUUUUAAAUUUUUGCAUACUCUCCAUGUACAUUGGUUCCUACACUCUUCGAAUCAUCGUCGAUCGAUGGGUUCGCGAAUCGGAUUUGUACUUCAAUGCUACAAUGCAGAUCAAUUAUCUGUUGAAAAACAACGACAGUCAACUCAUCCACAAGUUGGUCCGAAACUGGACCAAGUCAGGUCCUUUUGACAAAAGUUAUUUCAUUACAGCAUGUAAGUCUGCUCCUCUUCUAAUCGGUAUGCGCACGCAUUCGACCAAUUUUCUGUUCAUCCAUACCUGUUGGCUUCAGAUGUUCCGGAUAGUCCCACCAUCAAUUCACUCUUAUCUGAGCAUGCGUAGACGAAAAACAAAUUUAUCAUCGUAUGGGGGCUUGGGAAGUCUGCAGCGCAUAAAAACUGUAAAUAACAAGCUGCGGGUGUGA
Molecule: messenger RNA, 1077 nt
Organism: Opisthorchis viverrini
Lineage: Eukaryota; Metazoa; Platyhelminthes; Trematoda; Opisthorchiida; Opisthorchiidae
Exons: 4
Coding region: 31-1077 (348 amino acids)
Biological process (GO): calcium ion transmembrane transport; manganese ion transport; regulation of cytosolic calcium ion concentration
Cellular component (GO): membrane; cation channel complex
Molecular function (GO): inositol 1,4,5 trisphosphate binding; store-operated calcium channel activity
Source: RefSeq, a predicted model, not a curated record